This is a messenger RNA of Aspergillus pseudoviridinutans, 1149 nucleotides long. RefSeq lists its product as uncharacterized. Bases 1 to 1149 code for a protein of 382 amino acids. The record is from RefSeq and is a predicted model, not a curated record. The transcript is spliced from 7 exons. Lineage: Eukaryota; Fungi; Ascomycota; Eurotiomycetes; Eurotiales; Aspergillaceae.
AUGGAAGGCGUGUCUCGGACUCCUCCGUUUGCGUCAAUCACAGACAGUGAUCAUGGUGCAUACCUUCUUCUCGUCAAUGUCUCCUUGUUGAUUGUGCUGGCCUUCUUCAUCGCGGCCAAAAUAGGCUCGUCGAUCUAUCUCAAGCGGCGGCGAACGACCACCAGUUCUCCAAUUUACGUCGGAACGGUUGUUGCCAUCACCCAGACAAUCAUACUCCAGCAUGCUGUCAAAUACGGGUUGGGAAGGAAGCAGGACUCCCUGCCGGCGGACUCUUUCGAAAAGUACAGCAAGUACAACUACGCGGCUCAGCUGCUUCAGAUUAUCCCGGUCGCCUUAUCCAAACUAUCGACGACGCUCCUGGUGCAUAUAUUGACCCCGCGAAGCGGUUUGCAAAAUGCAUGUCUUGCCACAAUAGGAGCGAUCGGCGUCUGGACAGUCUUUGCGCUGUGUGCAAUCGCUUUUCAAUGUCCCCUGCCAGAUUCUUGGUUGUAUAGACCGGAUCGUUGCACGGCCAAGGGCGCCUUGAUGUACCCAAUCGCCGUCAUGAACAUCCUGACCGACGUGGCCGUCCUCACCCUACCCUUCUUCAUGAUGCACAAGGUCCAGAUGACUCAAGGGAAGAGAUUAAAGAUCCUGUGCGCAUUUUGCGCAAGAGCGCUCGCUGUCUUACUUACAAUCGGGCAACUGGCGACACUACCACAAUCCUUGACUUCAUCUGAUACAACAUGGUCGAUCGUCAUACCAUCAACCUUUGCCCAAGCAAACAUGUAUACGAACCUCAUCGUCGCCUGCCUACCGACUCUCUACCACAUCUUCGCCGGGCUGCACUCCGGUCUCAUCACAACCCGAUUACCAGACAAUGUCGAACUAUCCACGCGACGGAAGGGAAGCAGCUACAGCAAGAAGACGCCGCUCAGCGCCGAGAAACGCCGCAGCAUUUAUACAGGGUUUGCUUUCGGGAACGGCGACUCCGUAGUGACCACCAACGUGCGUACGGAUUCUCGGGAGGGCCGAUUAAGCCAAAUCCCCAGCGAUGAUAGUGAGGGGACGGGCGCCAGUACGAAACAAUUGACGAUGGAAUCACGGAGGGAUGGGGUGCUCAAGACAGUGGACAUUCACGUUCAUGUGGAACAUGAGUUGGAUCAAUGA